Molecule: messenger RNA, 1885 nt
Organism: Haliotis rubra (blacklip abalone)
Lineage: Eukaryota; Metazoa; Mollusca; Gastropoda; Lepetellida; Haliotidae
Exons: 2
Coding region: 107-916 (269 amino acids)
Biological process (GO): lipid transport; lipoprotein metabolic process
Cellular component (GO): extracellular region; membrane
Molecular function (GO): lipid binding
Source: RefSeq, a predicted model, not a curated record
CCCAUCAAAUUGCUGACGCUUUUCAGUGCGAGGCAGGUUAAGGCAGAUUCAGUGUCGCUGUAAUAAUAUCAGCUCUGAUAUCGAAUGAAACUUGCACUGCGACACAAUGGGAAAUUCAAGAGACGACAGCCUGGAGCAGACAUCUUUGGACUGUCGCGACGCACAGAAACGAACUGCACGUACACUGCAGACGCUUGCGCGGGCGUUGCGAGCGACACAGAAACAGAUGAAUAAUGCUAAAGUGCUCUUCCACUCUACUGGUAUUGUUUCCGGUGGAUUGUCUCUCGCAGGCGCCAUUCUCGCUCCUUUCACUGGAGGUCUGUCCACCACACUUAUAGCAUUGAGUGGAGGAAUUGGAAUAGUUACCGGGGCAGGUGACCUGGCAACUCAAGCAAUCGAGUUCAGAGUUGUUAACAAGGCAAUAGAAGACGCCCAAGCGGAACUCGACCGGCUGAAUAGGAAACUCAACACAUUAGUCGAAGAGCUAACAAGUCGACUGAAAGGCCACGGAAUGUCAACAUAUGAAAUUGGGCGGAUUUUAAAAACAAGUGGUAACUUGGCAUAUGGGGUUUAUUCGUUUCCUCAAAAGAUCAAGGAAGCCAUUACCAUCGUAAGAGCAGCUCAAAAGUGUCCACUGUGUGGAAUGUCCCUAGACCGUGGACAUGUUGUUACCGAUGCUGUUGAAGGUGCAGUGGCCAGAGCGAGCGCAAAUCCGAAACUCGCAGGUGGGGUUUCUGGGUUGAAGGCUCUCAGCAAGAGUGCCAAAGCCCUCCGCGUUGCCGGUGGUGUUUGGACAGCGAUAGGAAUCGGUUUGAGCAUUAAAGGACUUGUUGAAGACCGCAUCAAAGUUGAAAAUAAUGUAUCUGAAUUGGCAGAUGAACUGGAACUAAUGGCCGACAAGUUGGAAGAAUGCUGAACCAUCGACUGCAUGUAUGUAGUGAACAGAGGUGUUCACGUGACACAAAGGGGAAUAACUGUCAUCGGCCAGAAGACAUAAAUCCACAAAUGAUAAAUCCACUAUUGAUUUGUAUCUUGACAACAAAAUGAUAAUUGGUGUUGGUCCAUUUCAUAACAUUUCAUUGUCUAUAUUAUCAGUAUGUAGCAGUGCUUUUAUUAAUAUUGCCUGAAAACUAAAUCUAUUUACAAUUGAUUUCAUCAUGUUUCAUAAAUAUCAAUAUAUGUUAAAUGUUCAUUUGUUCGAUGUUGUCCGAGUCUUGCCGUUGAAUGCCGCCUCUAUACAUCUUCACCUUUCCUUCUGUUUCCUGGAGCCUUGUCAACAAGGAUUUCCCUUCACUUCUUCUCUAUUUUUAGCCAGAUAACCCAUUCUUUGGGAUUUUCCCUUUUCUAUUUAUACGUCACAUCAUUCCUAAUUAGCUAUUGUGUCCUCUGACCUUACUUCCUUUGGCUACCUGUUUUCCACUUGCUGUUCCACUGGAAACAUCUUUUCCUUUCUCAGGUAUGACCAUUCUGCUAAUAUGUUUCCAUCUGCCUCUUUACUUUAUAAAUCCCUAUGAAAAGGUGCAAAAUGUUAUUGCAAUAAUAAUAGUAUAACAUUAAAAGUAAUAUUUCAUUGAUAAUUAUAUAAAUUUAGUUAAAUAUAUUAGUUUUACAAAUAAUGUAAAUUAUAAACAUGGCUGAAACCAUGUGCUUACAUUUUUUUUCAAAAGUGCAAUAACUUUAUCCUGGUAUUUAAAUUGAUAACAUAUUUACUGUGAUAUUUAAAACUAUUUAAUAUUUAUUGUUAAAAUUUGUUAAAAUUAUUUACUGGAUUUAAAUUUUAUGACUCCACUUGCUGAUGCUGAACUGGAAACAUCUUUUCCCUUCUCAGGCUUGACCCUCAGCAACAGCUUCAUUCAUCAUUUGAAUAAAAUUCAUCUCAUCACCA